Drosophila miranda is the source of this 4944-nucleotide messenger RNA. RefSeq names its product very low-density lipoprotein receptor (gene LpR1). The coding region runs from base 814 to 4275 and encodes 1153 amino acids. Gene Ontology annotation, molecular function: protein binding; calcium ion binding. NCBI's taxonomy places the organism in Eukaryota, Metazoa, Arthropoda, Insecta, Diptera, Drosophilidae. The transcript has 13 exons. The record is from RefSeq and is a predicted model, not a curated record.
GGGGAAGUGCUGGGAACUGUCACGAGCAAGUAUCACUCGCAACCUGGCUGGGGGUGGUGCUUGAAAAAUGAUUUACACGCGUAAAUCAUAAAUUAUGUCCCAUUUCAAGUGGCCCGAAACGACCGAAGCGGAUGACAAAUGCAGAUGAUGACAAUGGAAAUAAUGAUGAUUGGGAGGGAUGCUGCUGACGAUUGAGACGACUGUUGUGAUGAUUACUUUGAUGGUUUUCAGAAUUGAACUCCUUUGUUUCGAUGGCUGCAGUUUUCAGUUCCAGUUCCGGCCAAAACCUGUCCGACUCUUAUCAGCCAACCGCCACCUAUCGACGUCAUUCAAAAUUCAACUCAAAAUCAAAUCAAUUCAAUUUCGAAUUUCACAUUUCAAUCGCUCGCAAUACACUCUCACACCUGUAGUUUGAUGGAAAGCCACGCAACAUUCAAUGCUAAUGAGCUGCCCGAUUCCGAUUCCGAUUCGGAUUCCAUUUCAGUUCGCGUCGGUCGCUGCUGGGCAUAGCACCGUUAAUAGCUCCGGGUCGUCAAAAUACCACCUGCUACCCAAGAACACCUGGAUAUAGCUUAUACAUAUAUACUAUACUCGAGUAUAUAUGGCAGCACAAUUGUCGUACGAUUAUCGCACGUCCGGCUGUCCGCUUUGUCCGGCUUAAUUAAUAGAAAAAUAUAUCUUUUUUGCGCACUGAUAACACGUCAGAGGCCGCUGGUAACGCAAAAAGGAAGUCGCGAUCUCUAGAUAAAGUCUGAAAGAUAUAUUUAGCUAUAGUACAAGGCGUUGCACGAUCGGUUUUUUCCGGGAAUAACCAUGCUGCAAAGUGAUCUCCGUGUACUAAAAUCCCUACUAAUUGUGUUCUUAUGGGCGUUGUCCUGUUGUCAAGUGCAAAGACCUAAUGGAAAACUGAGAAAAAAGAGUGCAACAAAACUGAAAAGAAAUACUAAAGAAAAAGCAGAGGAAAACGUUAAACAAUUUAAACAUCAUACCAUGGCCAUAGGGUUACGCUCUAUGGGCACUACAAGUGAUACCAAAGCUACAAGAAAAAAACCAACAACUACAACACUCAUCAACAACAGCAACAGCAACAAGCUCUACAACAAUAGCAACAGCAAGAGACGGGCAGAACAGCUGUUCCGUUGCGCCUGCGCAAACUUCAAUCUGCUGCUGCUAACGUUAAUGCUCGGCCUGGGCAAAUGUUGCACUGCCACGCCCACACCCACAACUGCAGCAGUAGCAGGAGGGCCAACAGCAACAACAACAGCGGCAGCAACAGCAACAGCAACAGCAGCAGCAGCCACAACACACCAACAAUUGCUGACUCCUGAAGGUGGCGGCUCAUUGAGCAGACUGCUCGAUGGCAAGACCUUCAUCAACAUGAGCUUCAAAUUUCUGAAUGUAUCUGGAAAGAUUGGCACGCCCCUCGGCAUAGGACAAGCUCUGGAGGCCAAGUGCGAUGAGAAGCAGUUCCAGUGCCGGAACGGGGAUUGCAUUCCCAUUCGAUUCGUGUGCGAUGGCGACGCCGACUGCAAGGAUCACAGCGAUGAACAGGUCACCGAAUGCAAGUUUUUGGAGGCCACCUGCUCCGCGGACCAAUUCCGUUGCACGAAUGGCAAUUGCAUACCGAAUAAAUGGCGCUGCGACCAGGAGAACGACUGUGCCGAUGGAUCCGAUGAGGCCACAGCACUGUGCAUGAAUGCCUGUCCCAACAACGAGUUCAAAUGCCAGACAGUCGAACAGUGCAUUCCGCGCGGCUGGCUCUGUGACGGCAACAGCGAUUGCCGCGACAAGUCCGAUGAGGCGCACUGCAAGGCACGCACCUGUUCGCCGGAUGAAUACGCCUGCAAGAACGGCGAGGGGCAGUGUGUCCCUUUGGCCUGGAUGUGUGACCAAAGCAAGGACUGCAGCGAUGGCUCCGAUGAGCACAACUGCAACCAAACCUGCCGCUCCGACGAGUUCACCUGCGGCAAUGGGCGGUGCAUCCAGAAGCGAUGGGUAUGCGAUCACGACGACGACUGCGGCGAUGGUUCCGACGAGCGGGAAUGUCCGGUGGUGCCCUGCGAUGCUGUGGCCGAGCACACGUGCACCAAUGGGGCAUGCAUCGCCAAGCGGUGGGUGUGCGACGGGGAUCCGGACUGCUCGGAUGCCUCCGAUGAGCGGUCCUGCGCCAAUGUGACCAAGACGACAACCCCCUGCCUGGCCCACGAGUACCAGUGCAAGGAUCGCAUCACCUGCUUGCACCACAGCUGGCUCUGCGACGGCGACCGGGACUGCCCCGAUGGCGACGACGAGCACACGGCCAACUGCAAGAACGUGACCUGUCGCCCGGACCAGUUCCAGUGCGGGGAUCGCAGCUGCAUCGCCGGACACCUCACCUGCAAUGGCGACAAGGAUUGUGCCGACGGCAGCGACGAGAAGGACUGCAGCCUGAGCUUGGGCACCACGAAGGGCGCCUGCAAUGCCACGAACGAAUUCAACUGCGGUGGGGGUCAGUGCAUCGCCCUGAGCAGGGUCUGUGACAAGCGGAAGGACUGCCCCGACGGCGAGGACGAGCCGGCUGGCAAGUGCGGCGUGAAUGAAUGCGCCUCCAAGAACGGGGGCUGCAUGCACCACUGUGUGGACCUGGCUGUGGGUCAUCGAUGCGAGUGCCACGAGGGAUACAAAUUAUCCGGGGAUAAGCGGACCUGUGUGGACAUCGACGAGUGCGAGAACCCGGGCACCUGCUCCCAGCUGUGCAUCAACGAGAUCGGAGGAUUCAAGUGCGAAUGCGAGGCGGGAUACAUGCGGGACCCGCGCAACCACACGCGUUGCAAGGCUGGCGAGGGCCACGCCUCUCUGCUGCUGGCGCGGCGUCACGAUAUCCGAAAGAUCGCCCUGGACCACAUGGAGAUGACGUCGAUCGUGAACAGCACCAAGUCGGCCACGGCCCUGGACUUUGUGUUCCGCACGGGGAUGAUCUUCUGGAGCGAUGUGACGACGCAGAGCAUCUACAAGGCGCCCAUCGACGAGGGCAACGAGAAGACCGUGGUGCUGAAGCAGUCUUCGGUGACCUCCGACGGACUGGCAGUGGACUGGAUCUACAACCACGUGUACUACACGGACACGCACAAGUGCACCAUCGAGCUGACCAACUUCGACGGCAACAUGGGCAAGGUGCUCAUCGAGGACGCGCUGGACAUACCGCGCUCCAUCGCCCUCGACCCCAUCGAGGGCUGGAUGUACUGGUCCGACUGGGGCGCCUCUCCGCGCAUCGAGCGCGCCGGCAUGGACGGCUCCCACCGCACCACCAUCAUCAGCUACGACGUCAAGUGGCCCAACGGCAUCACCCUGGACCUGGUGCGCAAGCGCAUCUACUGGGUGGACGGCAAGCUGAACGUCAUCUCGUCGGCCAACUACGAUGGCUCCCAGCGGCGCCAGAUCCUCUACUCUACCGAGUACCUGCGGCAUCCAUUCUCCAUCUCCACCUUCGAGGACUACAUCUACUGGACCGACUGGGACAAGCAGACCGUCUUCAAGGCCAACAAGUUCACGGGCGAGGGCGUGGAGCCCAUCACAGCGGUUCACAUGUUACAACAUCCCAUGGUGAUCCAUGUGUACCAUCCGUAUCGACAGCCCGAUGGCAUCAACCACUGCCAGUCCGUGAAUGGCCACUGCUCCCACCUCUGCCUGCCCGCCCCAAGGAUCAACGAGCGCAGUCCGCGCAUCUCUUGCGCCUGCCCCACGGGCCUCAAGCUGAUGGCCGACGGCCUCAUGUGUGUCGAGGAUCCCCUUUAUGUGGUCGUUACCAAGCCCCCACGAGCCCUAAAAACCAAACCGAAAACGAAAACUUCGGCACGGCGAUUGCCACCGAGGUUUACUGACAGACAGGCGACGGAUGUGCGAAUCGAGGUUAACGAUGAGCUCAGGCUAAGCACCAAGCUUCCACCUGCGGGGCACGGAAUACCCGUUGCCGACCAGCGUCCAGUGAAAAACCAAACACAAAUCGAAAAGACCACAGCUCCCAGUCCGCAACCGGAUUCGGGCUUCAUAGCGCUGGUGGUCAUCGCCAGUCUCAGUGGCUUUGCAGUCCUGCUAUCAGUGCUCCUGCUCAUUGGCUAUCGCUACUGCAGCAAGCGACGCAUCAACUCGAUGAACUUUGAGAAUCCUAUUUACCGAAAGACCACGACCACAGAGGAUCAUUUCAGUUUGCGAAAGAAUUUGCCAGCGCGCAUCUACGAUCAUACCAGUGUCAUGGAUGAGGAGUACUCACCCGUUAUAGGCAUAUCCUCGUAUUAGAACGGAGAAUGAUAGAUUUUUCCUUCGUUUGGUUGGUUUUUAAGAUACGACCAAAGCAGACACGAGAAUAAGUAGCGGACCCGCAGAAGACACACGCCUGAAGACUGAGCAACUCUGUGUAUUGUGUAAAUUAAUUAUUUUAACAUUUUAAGGCACGGCAAGGACACGGCGGGUCACUUGGAGGGAGGCGUAUCCUAAGAGGAUGCUGUACAGAAAUACUACGUCGCAGAGUUCUAUCACAAGAGCAAAACACACACACACACACAGUCUAAAUAAAACACAAAUUGAGAUGUUUAAUAAGAAAUCUAAUUGAUAAUUAUAAAUUACAUAAAUAGUUCCAAACUGUAUAUAGCUGUAAGUGUGCAUUAUUUUUAAAAGAAGCAAACCAAUUAAUAUUACUAUAUAUAUAAAUAUAUAUAUACAUAUGACGAUUGUGGUCGUAGUGAUCAUGAUCUAGUACUAUUAGAGCGCGUUGAGAAAUUAUAUUUCUGUGUGUUCGAUGAGCAGAAUCGUUUUAUUAUCACUAUUAUUACUAUUUACGUAUUAACCUUUUGUUAACUGUAUUUGUUAAGUGUACAUACAGAAUACAUAUAUAUGUAUAUGUUUCCCCCACUAAAAGAUACAAGAUGAUACAUAAUAAACUCAGACAUACUUAUGUGUAGUAUAAAA